Molecule: messenger RNA, 1178 nt
Organism: Hippocampus comes (tiger tail seahorse)
Lineage: Eukaryota; Metazoa; Chordata; Actinopteri; Syngnathiformes; Syngnathidae
Gene: stx17
Product: syntaxin 17
Exons: 7
Coding region: 205-915 (236 amino acids)
Biological process (GO): intracellular protein transport; exocytosis; vesicle fusion
Cellular component (GO): autophagosome membrane; plasma membrane; SNARE complex
Molecular function (GO): SNARE binding; SNAP receptor activity
Source: RefSeq, a predicted model, not a curated record
UUCUUUCCUACUGUUUGAGGUCGGACAUUUUUUUCAACGCACUUCGCUGAGACUUGUUUACAAAUAACAGCUGUCCGAAACUCAACACAGUGUUGAUGUUGUGUAUUUCGCCACACAAUGGAAGAGGAACUGUAAAUAUUACCCCUGAGAGAUAUUCUCUUCGAGACCAAGCCUGACAGGCUUGGUGUCGUGUCGGCCAGUCUCAUGGCGGAGGGAGGCACCAAGCUGACACUGAGGCGCCUGGAGGCUCCCAUUCACAAGUUCAUUAAAGUGGCUCUACCAACCGACCUAGAACGGCUUCAGAAACACCACAACAACAUCCUGAAGUACCAGCAAAGGCAACAAUGGGGCCGUCUUCAUCAGGAGCACAUAAAUGCCAGCCGAACAGUUCAGGAAAUAUCCGGUCGGGGGCCCAGCACUCAACAUGCUGGUGACGACAUGGACGAGGAGUCCGUUUCUGGCUGGCAAAUCCACACCCAGCUGCCAGAGAUACCUGUAGAAGAGAGUGCUGCCGAGUCUUGGGAUAACCUGGAAGAGGACCUGAAGCAGCUGAGUAGUUUGGUCUCCAGCUUCUCUGUGCUUGUCCAUUCCCAGCAGGAGAAGAUUGACAGCAUUGAGGACAACGUCAACACGGCCGCUGCCAAUGUGGAGGAGGGGUCCAAGAGCCUGGGGAAGGCGGUGGGAUACAAGUUGGCCAUCCUGCCUUUGGCCGGAGCACUCAUCGGCGGAGCGUUAGCCGGCCCGCUCGGCCUGCUGAUUGGACUGAAAACCGCGGGAGCGGCAGCCAUUGGGGGCGGGGCCCUGGGCUUCGCGGGCGGCAACCUGGUGAAGAAUCACCGUAAAAACCUGCUGACGUUGCGGAUGAAGCAGUUGACGGCGCCGCCAUCCGACGUUCGGUCAAGCAAGGAUGAGUGAGAGACGGCCGGCCUCGUGUUCCUUGCUUGAUUAAUCAAGACUGCGAGCUGUUAACUACAGAUGCGAAUCCGUUUGCGUUCAGGACGUACGUAACCAUCCUCUUUUGUGCUGACAUAGUUGUGUGUUCAGCCUCACCUUAAAUAUAAAAUGGAGACACCAUGGACACUUUUAGAGACCUGAACCCUCUCUCCUGGAAGAACUACUGCCUGUUUUGUCAACUUAACAUGAUCUCAAAGAUCCAUUACAAGAGCUGUGUAAAAAAA